Molecule: messenger RNA, 1055 nt
Organism: Colletotrichum phormii
Lineage: Eukaryota; Fungi; Ascomycota; Sordariomycetes; Glomerellales; Glomerellaceae
Exons: 1
Source: RefSeq, a predicted model, not a curated record
AAUAAUGACACUUCAUUGGCAUGGUACGUUUCUAUCAAUUUAUUGAAAUUAGGCCUAGCAGACAUGCUGACUGUGCAUAUCAUAGAGAGAGGGGGAAGCUAUAUUCCGAGGUAAACAUAUCAUUCACAAGUAUAAUUAGACGGCCAGCUGUUUAGAUGAUACUGAUUACCCUGAUGGAGCUGAAAACGCACUUGGAUAGAAUUAGGUCCCGACCACUUUGCAGUGGAAAGCUUCUUCAGGGUUCACUUUUGAGAUUCGCUAUGCUGCCCUGCAGGCUCAAAAGUUGCACGUGGAUCCACGUGGAGAGUCUUGGCUAUGAGAUUCGUCGACGAGGGGUUCUCCUUGUCGACAUUGUUUCUUCAAACAACCUAGGCCCCCCCCACGGAGGGCAGAUAUUCCCACGACGUUUUAUCGUCUCUCGGCGACCCAGCCGGAAUCUUGGGGUUCCUCGACGACAUAUUGCUUAUUCCGUUCGGUCACUAUCUUCCGACGGCCGAGUCUGCCGAGAGGGAGCUGCAAGUAUCCGCAAACAGUGGGAAAACAGGGGCAACUCGGCUCAUGUGUUCGGUACCGAGUUUGGACUGGGUCGAACACUGUCAAUCUCAUAUUUUGAGAUGAAAUGACGUGUCCCUGCGGAGGCACAAGUUGAACCAUCCGAGUUUUACCAGGCGAACCAUUGUCAUGCCGCGCUUGCAGCGAGCAGCAGUAGAAGAAGAUAUCUCGCUCUCGGUAGGCAUCCGUUGGCAAGAUUCGGAACGGCCUUGCGACGGCUCGGCUUGCGAAAGAGAAGUGCGGCUUGGCGGAGGUGCGAUGGUGGGAAUCGGCCACUCGGUCGGUGCCUUUGGGUCAUGUCUGGGUCAGACGAGGGAGGAUGGUCCGUCCGUCCGUCCUCCCCGCCGGCGACUUUGUUUUGGCGCAGCCAUGGGAUGGCCGGGUUUCGCAACGGCCGUUGGGCCCCCAACCCUCGAACCCGGUGACGUUUCGCGAGGCGGCGCGCCGAGGUCCGAAGGAGACGGGCGGAGCCUCGACUCUGCUUUCGCAACCGGUAAGUUCCA